Macadamia integrifolia is the source of this 1255-nucleotide messenger RNA. Its product is annotated as NDR1/HIN1-like protein 13. Lineage: Eukaryota; Viridiplantae; Streptophyta; Magnoliopsida; Proteales; Proteaceae. Bases 76 to 882 code for a protein of 268 amino acids. Gene Ontology annotation, cellular component: plasma membrane. The record is from RefSeq and is a predicted model, not a curated record. The transcript has a single exon.
CAACCACCAUUAUUCUCCUUCACCUCUACCACCUUCCUUCCUCUUCUAACCUGCAACUCCGCUCCCCAUCUCCCCAUGGAGGAGCGGGUCCCACCUGCCUCCUACAAUAAACCAGAUUUGGGUAAACCUCCUACAUCUCCUCCUCCUCGUCCUCCUCCUCCUUUUCCUGGUCAUGGAAUUCAUGAAACUGAAGACGCCUUACGUUCGGGCACUUACGUCGUUCAAGUCCCUAAAGACCAAAUCUACCGCGUCCCUCCACCAGAGAACGCCGCCUAUCUCGAGCGUCAGAGGAAAAAUCCUACCCCACAAAAGAAGAGAUCUAUGUGCUCUUGCAUUCUCUUCCCCAUCCUCAUCCUCUUCAUCCUCGCCCUUAUCCUCCUACUCAUUGUAGGUAUCACCUACUUCAUCGUCCAGCCCAAGAAGGUCAACUUCUCCAUCCAAAGCCUCCUCAUAGGAAACUCCCACAAGAAUCCAGAGUUUGAUGUCACCUUAAAGGCUGAGAAUCCUAAUGGGCAAAUGGGUGUUAACUGCCUUAAAGGAGGUGAUGCUUCUCUCUCUUUCAAGCAAAAUAAGAUCUCCACCGGCAACCCUCCAGCUUUCUCCACAGAGGCUAAAACUUCCACCCGGGUCAGGCUUGUACUAUCUGGGUUGAAGGGUAAGUUACCUUCUCAGUUACAGAAAAGCAUGCAAGGAAAGGGGACGAAGAAAGAAAGUAUAGCUUUGUCUCUAUUGGUUAACAUUCCUGUGAAGAUGGAGAUUGGUGUUUUGACUUCAUGGAGUAUGAACAUGGCUGUUACAUGUGAUUUGACUGUGAAUACAUUGGCGAAAGGCACAAGGGUCUUGUCUCAGAAAUGUCAAACAAAGAUCCAAGUCUUCUCAUAAGUAUAGAAGAAGAAGGGGUGGCCGAUGAUAAGAGUGGUGAUGGUGAUGGAUCAUGGCGUGUUGUGUUUGUUGUUGGAGGUGGUGGAGGUAGCAAAAAAAAAAUCAAAAAAUUUUCUUUCAUUAAUCUCCUUAAUUCUCUUCUUAGUCUCAAACAUUCAAAUUUCUGUUCUUUUACUUUAUUUACAAUUUAACCUUUUCUUCCCUUCUGAUUGAGAGGUCCGGCGAAUGCAAAAGACAUUGUACAAGGGCUUAUUGAUUUUUUUCUCUCUCCUUUUUUCCCCAUCUUAAUAUUAUUAGUAUGUCUUAAAUUGGGCAUGGGGACGAUUGAUUCUGAUUUUUUUUUUUUUUUUUUAAAUUUGAGGUGAAGUAGAAC